Messenger RNA from Monosiga brevicollis MX1, 1368 nucleotides. RefSeq lists its product as uncharacterized. Gene Ontology annotation, cellular component: membrane. The record is from RefSeq and is a predicted model, not a curated record. Gene Ontology annotation, biological process: carbohydrate metabolic process. The transcript is spliced from 2 exons. Bases 1 to 1368 code for a protein of 455 amino acids. Gene Ontology annotation, molecular function: galactoside 2-alpha-L-fucosyltransferase activity. Lineage: Eukaryota; Choanoflagellata; Craspedida; Salpingoecidae.
AUGUCCCGGCGCGUCCAACCUUGGCACAUGCAGCUUCUGGCUGCUUCCGUCCUGAUUAGCUCCCUCCCGUUGGUCUGUACUGACCCCACCACUCGCAGUGGUGGGGACAGCCUUGCGUCGUCUGCUCGCACCGCACGCAGCGACUGGCGCGAUGGAUCACACACUGGGGCUGGGACGCAGAGCCGUGGCCAAAUAUCCGUCGGACAGCUGGGUGUCGUCCCGACAGAGAGCGAGAUGCAAGCAUUGGAGAUAACGGUUCGAAAUGAGCUCUUGCAGGACAAGAUGCAGCCCAACUUUUGGUCCUGUCCCGAGUUUAUGAACGAAUACCGCUGGAAACCCUUUGUGGCACCAGUUCUUCACAACGGGCUCGGUAAUCUUCUCUUUGCUAUUGCUGGCGCCUGCAGCUUUGCUCACCAGUUGAACUUGCCCUGCAUCGUCGGCUACUGGCGCAUUGAUCGGUCGACCAAGGAUCCCCGCGCGUUUGAACCCUGGGGCGGACACCCACCUCCGUUCGGCCCGCACAUUCAGCUUGGACACGUCUUUCCCGCUCUUCAAUGGCUUUCCUGUCAUCCCCGCCCUCCGGUGGGCACCAAUGUUCUUCCUGACCUGGUGCUGGAAGGUGCCUUUGAAAACUAUGUGAACCAAGGCGAGCCCCUUCUCAUACACUCGUGGUUUUUCACAACUCGGUGGUGGAAUCACUCGCUCAUUACCCAGCUGCUGCAACCGCAUGCCGCCGUGAUCCGAGGCGCGCGCCAAGCCUAUUUUCGCUACCUGCACUCAAUGUGUGGUGACCAGUGUGCUCUCUUUGAGACUGUCUCAGUUCACAUGCGUAUUGGCUACGCCAACGAAACCGAUCCAGAUGCUCUCGCGCAACGGCGCUUGCCCCCGAGCGCGUUUUAUCGGCAUGUGUUCAAGCAGCGUUUCUCCCGCCGCACCACCAUCUACCUGGUCUUCUCCGACAACCCGCAGGAGGCAACAUGGCGCCUUCGAGCCUUCCGAGGCAUCAAAUUUCGUGUGGUUGACGCCAACGCCAUCACCUCACUUGUUCUCAUGACCAUGUGCCAUCAUCACGUCCUGACGACAUCUACCCUCAGUUUUUGGGGCGCCUUCCUACCAUGCCCUGACUGCGUGAACACCCAAGACCCCCCACCCUUCCCACGCGCCCGGCCGCCUGCAACCAUCAUUUACCAUGGAUCCUUUGAACAGACCCAUGGUCCCACCCUGGUUGCCGCGAUGGAUGGCUGGGGCUGGAUCAAAAUUACCAAUCCCCAGCUGCGCUCCGAGCUAGGGUUGACUGAGCAGCAGCGGAAGAACAUUGCAGAUAUUCAAGCUCGGCGCCGACAAACCACCGUGAUUCCAUCCGUGUAG